AUGGCGAAGAUGUCGGAUCUUCCACGAGAAUUGGUAGAGGCGAUAGUCUCUAGGGUUCCAGUGAAAUCGAUGAGAGAAGUCCGAUUGACUUGCAAAACGUGGAACAGUUUAUCGAAGCACAUUGGUAAAGCAGCAGUUGCAAGGGACGGGGAGUUUAUGGGGAUCAUGUUGCUAAAUUAUAGAGUUUUUCUAAUAAGCCUUAAUCUCCAUGGAAUUCACAACGACACUGAUCAUCCAUUUAUAAAGCUUACAAGUAAACUUAUUAGCCUAAACGAUCAUGAUGAUGUACUUAUAUAUCAAAUAUAUCACUGCGAGGGUUUAUUGUUAUGCACUACGGAAGAAAACACACGGCUCGUGGUAUGGAACCCUUAUACAGGGAAAACUCGGUUUAUUUGCGUCGAACACAGAUCUCUUGAGGGAUACGCCCACGUUAUCGGAUAUGACAAGAGCGAAUCGUGUCGCGCCUAUAAAAUUUUGAGAUUUGGUACUUCUCUCAGGAUGAAUGGAUGUGUGAACGAGAUCUACGAUUUCAAGUCUAAUUCAUGGAGGGUUCUUGAUGUUACUCCUAGCCGGGAUAUAGAGCUUUAUUUAGGUGGCGUGUCUUUGAAGGGAAAUACGUACUGGCGUGCUAUAGCUGACGACGACGUACCUGAUUUCUUACUCUGUUUUGAUUUUACUAAAGAGAGAUUUGGACCUCAUCUGCCUCUACCGUUUGAGUCUUAUUAUGAUACUGUGACUCUAUCUUCAUUUGGAGAUGAGCAGCUUGCUGUGUUAUUCCAGCCUUUGAAUAGUUAUGGGAUGGAGAUUUGGGUGACUACUAAGAUAGAGCCCAGUGCCGUGUCGUGGAGCAAGUUCUUAGCCGUUGAUGAUAUGAGACCACUAGAUGAUGGGAGUUUCCUUAUCGACGAGCACAAGAGCCGCGUCGUGGUUUUUGAUGGAGUUGGAACGAAUCCCACUGGCUACAAAGCUUACAUCAUUGGAGAAAAGGGAUUCUUCAGAAAAGUGGAUCUCAGGAAACAUACCAAACCACAUGGUAAAUUGGCUACGUGCUCUUAUGUUCCAAGUGCAGUGUGUUCUUUUGACUCUUGGAUCUGA
Messenger RNA from Camelina sativa (false flax), 1095 nucleotides. Lineage: Eukaryota; Viridiplantae; Streptophyta; Magnoliopsida; Brassicales; Brassicaceae. The record is from RefSeq and is a predicted model, not a curated record.